Penicillium argentinense is the source of this 6615-nucleotide messenger RNA. RefSeq lists its product as uncharacterized. Bases 1 to 6615 code for a protein of 2204 amino acids. The record is from RefSeq and is a predicted model, not a curated record. The transcript is spliced from 16 exons. NCBI's taxonomy places the organism in Eukaryota, Fungi, Ascomycota, Eurotiomycetes, Eurotiales, Aspergillaceae. Gene Ontology annotation, molecular function: ATP binding; protein binding; metal ion binding.
AUGCUCCCAGAAAGGCCAAAGCAUCUGGUGUACCACCUCCUCACCCGCACGCUUGAGCCCGACCCGCGAGAGAUCGCCCGUGCUGCUGCCAGCAUCGAUGAUACGAGCGUCGCCCUGCCCAGCCUCAUGGAAGAUCCAGAGUUCCUCGACAUAACCAUACUCAAUCCGGGACAAGCCUGCUCCCGGCUCCACAAGAUCUUCCAGGAAUAUACCAAAGGAACAAGUACCAACGGGAAAAACUCGACCAGGUUCAUUCAACAGUUUCUCCUGCCUCUUCUGCACCUACAGGAUCUCCAACGCCCAUUCUCGCUGGAUGAGAUGACUGAAUUGAUUGGCGGAUCCUUGACCAUCAUGCACAAACACUCGACUAGAUUACUUCGAGCUGUAUUCACGGAAAUUCUGAAGUGCGACGACUUGUUCGAAAGCCUGAUCGCCUCGAAAGACUUCGCGCACCAGGUAAUCCCGUGGUUUGAAUCUAAGAAAAUCAACACAGUCUUCGGUCAGGAACUGGGCUGCACAGUUGCUGGAAGAGUCCUUCGCGCCUGUAAUGCCUGCCCUGGAGACCAUGGAACCCGAAACCUCUGGGAGGAUUGGGUCCAACUGGAAAGGUUGAAGCAAGAUAUCGAGUACCUGAAGCCUUCCCAGGGCCAGGAAAAUCAACAGCCGAUCCAUUCCCGAGGAACUCUUCCUGUGCUCAGCCAGAUGAGACCUUUGAACGUCAAUGAGAAGAAGGCUCACGGCAUGCGACAUGAUCCAGCCCCAAGGGUCACAUUGUCCUCGUCGAUCGAGAAACAGCUCGAGGCAUUGCAUAUCCAGUGCCCUGAGGGGACACAAGGGUGGGCCCAGAUGUUGAAACAAGUUGAUGAUAAAGCUCCUGAGCUUAUUGAAGAGGCUAUGAAGAGUUUCCCUUGCCGACUUUGUUCUGAGAGAUUACAGGGCCAUGCGCUUGCACCGGCCCCUGUUGAUGCGGAAAAUCCGCUUGCGGUUAUCCCGACCGAAGAAAGAAUUGAUCUGUACGGCGAGCGUAUCGGACAUUGGAAGGUGCUCUUAUCAGACCUAGCUAUGAUGAGCAUCAAAGCGUUGGUUGAUUCCGAUCGGUUCGGGCCCGUUGAGAAGGCUCUGAGGUCCCUGGCUCAAGGAAAAUGGGGAAAGACUGAACGCGUGCCCUGCGGCUCCGACAAAGACCGAGCACCUCGAAUUCCCAUCUUUCGGACAGAUGUCCGCUCGGAGCUUUUUAUCAUCUGGCAGAUUGAUUUCGGUUACUAUGAUGAUUCCACGGCGAGAGAUAAAUUCGGACAGACUAUGAAAAUUUGGGACAUCAAGAAGCAAGAUGAUCUGAUCCCUACCGUUGAUCGCGUCAUCAAUCUUCAGCAGCACUACAAGCCCGAAACCGUAGCGCGGUGCCAAAUGAAGCCAAUUCGUCUCCCAAAUAACGGGGCGUGGGUUCCUCUACGUUGGGAUGCUCUCCCGGUGUAUAGCGCCAUGAAUCGACUGCCGGACCAGAUCGAUACAAAUCAGAUCUCAAUCGAGCUGCUCAGUAAAUCGACAAAUGUGUCAGAGUCGUUCCUUGAAGCAUUUUCCCGCGGACGGGGCCCAGUGGAAUUCCCGUUCGAUCUAUCCUACGAUGAAAUGGCCAUCGUGGGUUAUCACAAUACAUCCAGCAUGAUUCUCGGUCGAAGUGGCACGGGAAAGACCACUUGCUUGCUCUACAAGCUAUUCGGAAAGUACAAAGCGCGGGAAUUAACCCAGCCCCCGCGUUCCGUCAAGCAGUUACUUCUUACCAGAUCCCCACUCUUGGCCGCGAAACUGCAGAUCUACCUCCGGACCCUGAUUGACACUGCAACGGGCACAAUUGCUGAGCCAUUGUCUGAAGACCUUCAGCCAGUGGAUAUCUUGAGGCUGCAUGACAUCCAUUUCCCGUUUGUCUGCACAUAUGACAAGUUUCUCGAGAUGGUCGAAAGCUCUAUCAAAAAUCAGGAUCGUCAGAACUUCGCGGCCGGUGACACUUCCAAGGAAAAGGGCAAAUUCCGCCCAGAGGACUACCGCAGAAAGGCACCCGUUAUCGACUACCACAUUUUCAAGAACGAGUAUUGGGGUGGUCUCUCAAUGUAUGCCCCGGCAGGCUGCUCGGUGGAGCUCGCAUUCGCGGAAAUCAUGGGAGUGAUCAGAGGAUCCCGGUCUUGUGCACAGGAACUACGCCCCCUGACCCGUGAUGAGUACAUGGAGAAAGGAGCGAAGGCAUCGCCGACUUCUCCAAGCGGAUCCGAACGUGAAAAGAUUUACGAUGUUCACGAGCGCUACGAGCGGCUGAAGAAGCAGCGGUGUCAACUCGAUGACCUGGACCGAGUGAUGACUGUUCUGACGCACAUCAUCGGAAGCCCGAACUUCGCCGCUCAGUUGCGUAACUGCUUCGAAGAGAUCUAUGUCGACGAGAUUCAAGACUUAAGAUGUGCAGACAUCGUCUUGCUCUUCAAGUCCGUGUUUAAUGCUCGCGGCAUUCAUCUAGCGGGAGAUACGGCGCAGUGCAUCUCCAAAGAUGCUGUCUUCAGCUUUCCGGAAAUCAAGGCUGCAUUCUUUGACGAGCACCAGAGUACCGCAGCAUUCCUGAACCAAGAUGUUGCCCGACCCAGUACAUUCACCCUUGGAAGAAACUACAGAUCCCAUCAGGGAAUCCUGAGCUUUGCAUCGUGGGUGAUGCGCACCCUAUGGACUGGUUUUCCGGAAACGGUUGAUAAGUUGGCCCCCGAGACCGGUUUGAUCGAUGGUCCAAGACCGAUAAUCUUUGCCGGGUUUGAUUCGUCGGUCCUCACAGCGAGAAUGAUGGCUGGAAACAGAACCGAAAAUGUCGCCAACUUCGGUGCCGAGCAAGUCAUACUUGUUCGCGACGAAGAAGCAAAGAGCAAUUUGCAGACUGUCAUUGGGGAUAUUGCGCUGGUCUUGACAAUCCUUGAAAGCAAGGGCAUGGAGUUUGAUGACGUUGUCAUCUACGAUUAUUUCAGCGGCAGCGCACUCGGAAGCAGUUACCGCAAUUUGCAUCAGCUGGUAAAGGAACCGCGAGGAAGCUUUGAUUCUAGAAAGAAUGCGCAACUCUAUGUCGCAGUAACGAGGCCCCGCAAGCAGCUCUGGAUUUUGGAGUCAAAUGAAAGCAGUCUGGAGCCUAUCAUCAAGGCAUUGACUGAAAGCUCGAGCUUGGAUCUCGUCGAUCUUGCGAGGAAAGGCGAUGGACAGUCCUCGGAAAAGCUAAAGGUCAUCCAAGAACGCCGAUCUGUCGACGUCCUUCAGUGGCAAAAGCGAGCCAAUGACCUCUUCAACCAGAAGAACUUCGAAUCUGCAAUCUUCUGCUACAGGAAGGCAGGCGAUGGACAGGGUGCAGCUCACGCCAAGGCACUCGAAUUUGAGAGCCAGGCGAGGCGACACAAAUUUAGCGAUCUCAAUCGCUCUGUCAGCUACAUGGAAGAAGCCAUUUCCUGCUUCCGCCAAAUUGGCCUUCUUGAGAAGGCUGCUGAUUGUUACGAAGAUAUCGGGAUGCAUGAUCAGGCAGCAGGUGAGCUCUUCGUCGCCUAUGAAGCUUUCAUGGCACUUGCUAAUAUCCACGCAGAGAUUUGGAAGAACAAAGGCCAGCUCAAAAGGGCAGCCUCACUUUUCGAAGCGGCAAAACGUUACAAGGCUGCAUCUGAAUGUCACGAUGCCGACGGUGACUUCUUAGAGGCUGUUGAAGUCCUUCACAGGGGAAGCGAAUUUGACGAGGUUAUCCUCUACCUUAUCAAGAACCCAAAAAACUUUGACGUCAGGACUCGACAACGGUACUCUCGACUUUGCAACAUUCUCCUGAAACAGGGUCGCAUUUCUUCCGAGUUGCGAGAGGCAACAAUUAACCUGCUUGGCUCUGCCGAGGAGAAGAUUGCAUUUUUCAAAGAGUUUGAUAUGGCUGAACAGCUUCGAUCUUUCUAUUUCACCAAUGGAAAUUGGCUCGAGUACUACAACGUCUUGAUCGAUUCAGCAGAUAUGUUGUCAGCUGUGGAAAUAGUGUUGGAGCAUGAUCUGAUUCGAACUAUUGACAUGGGAAGAUUUGUACACGUUGUCACCUUCCUAUGUGCCGAGAGCCUAUGCCCAUCAAAGACAAAGAAGAACAAGCGGGGAGUGAUCGAAAAACUGGAAACCCUUCUCGAGGACGAGGACCUCGAUCUCGAAGCCCCUGAAGCUCUUCGGAGUACCCUACAACAAUGGAAGGCUAUUUACUCUCUGGUUGCCCCGGAUCUCAACAAAACUCAUUCGUGGGACACCAUUGCCAUUGGUUGUGAUGAAGCUUUUGAGGUCAAGGAUGUAAUGGCUCUUGUGAGGAAAUCGACAGCACCUCCCGGCAAAUCCUUCCGUGAUUUCCUGGCCUUUCAUACAAUUUCACUCCUCAUGAAUAGCCCCGAUACAAAGACUGAGCAUCUGCCAUUCUUGUUGAUCAAGCACUGCGGCGAAUUCGUUCGAGACAUUGGUAUAUCAGAUCAGAAUCUACAGUCACUCCACCUUAUUUGCGGUCUCUACACUCCCGAUGAGGGUGCCCCAAAGACGAUCAGACUGGAUUGGUCACCACUUUCCACAGAAAGUGUUGCAGAAGGUUACGAAGCCACGAGCCUCAUUAGUCAAGUCGAAGCGUUGAUUCGUGAGAGAUUUUCUCAGGCAAUGAUUUCGUUCGACAAGAGAGCUAGAUUAUACCUUUCCAGGCAUUUCCCGACACCCUGCUUUUACUUCUUGCAUGUUGGAAAAUGCCAAAACGCAACAUGCCACCGUUCACACAACAAGCUGUCUGCCGAUUUUGUCAGAGCCAAGAUUCAAUUCCUGACUGAUGUUGCUGGUGUUUACGUGAACCUCACCAAAGUCUACUAUCAGCGUCAAAUGCCAUAUGCCUUCCAGUCCUCCUUUCUGGGCCGCAGGCGAUACUGGCUUACCACAUUGGAAGAAGAGUUGAAUUUCAUUUCGCCUCUCGCUCAGCUUCCAUACUUUGUCGGUCCUUCCGGUUUUAUUCUCUUGGAGCACCCUAAUCUCACCGGGGUUCAAUCCGCUUGGGAAGAUCUUCUUUUUUACCGCAUUGGACAUAAUUGGGCAACCAUCCAGGGUUUUUCUCAGAUGCUGGAGCAGCUUCAACUUGCCCGCUACCUAGGCCCUGGAACAGAGGCACGCUACAGGCGUGCACUCUUCGGCAGACUCCACCGCCAGAUGAGAACCCCCGGUCUCGCAACCCAAUCUCUGCAGAGAACUCUUGAGGCCCUGAAGGCAGCAGUGGCAAUCUACCGUGCCGCCCCGGGGGUGCGAUACCACGGACUUUCAGAAAUUCGGGAACCUAUUGUGAAUUUGACCAGGCUGUUUUUUGCUAUCAGCCUCUCUGAUUAUUCUCGCGUUCACUCCGUCAUCUCAGUUUUUGAAGUCGCAGCCUUGGCACUUCUGUGCAAAGCGAGCCCCGGAAAGACGGUCCUCCUUCCGUCGCCCUGGAUCCUAUUGCAUCUGCAAAACAUCAUCGGAUUCCCAAUCCCCAAAGAUGCACCAGAGCUGUGUGAGCGGGAGAGAAAUGAUUACUGUCAACUCCUUUCUCUUCUUGUCCGGGAACUUUGUCGGAUUGUCAUCAGAUUGUUGCAGGUCAAGGUCCAGACCGGAACUACUCCACAAAAUCAUGCGUCCUCUUAUAUACUGUCAUUCACCCACAAGAGACGAGUUUUCGACCUCGCGAUGACAGUCAUCGUGAACAUGCUUCAUUGGCCGACUCGCUUCCGGGGCAUGCAUGGAUUGAUGCAAUCGGUCUUCAUUGACUUGGACAAAAUCCUGUUUCCUGUGCUUCUGCCAUUCGGUCUUUCCGAUGAAAAGAUCAAGUUCCGGAUGGAGUACAGAAGGUGGUUUCUUGCGUAUGGGGACAAAUGCAAGCUCUCAUUUGUCAAGCUUGAUGAUAGCCAGGAUAUCCCUUCACACUUGAAGAUCUUCGCCAAAGAAGAGUACAGGUUCUCCCGGCUAAGUGACGACAUUCUCGUUGUCCGGAAUGAAAAAGACACGUCCCUGGUUAUGGCUGAUAACUCGGAUCCCGCCGGAAAAGACGAAUUCACUGCAGCUGAACGAAUUGUUGUCGCCAAAAUUCAACGUCGCUGGAAAAAGGUUAUGGUCGUUAUGGAGGAACGACGACAGAUGAAACAGACCAUGGAAGGAAAAAUCCUCCUUGCUCUGCACAAGCAUUGCCAGAGGCUCCUCGGAGAUCCUAAGCCACCUGCAAUCCACAGCAUUCAGCUGCGCCAUGUGGUGUUUACUCGCCUCCCGAAAGUCCUUGUCCAUCAGAAUACCCUCUCAAAUCAAAUUCAGCGCAUGAAAGAGCAGUUGAGAACCCUCUUUAGGGACACGGAAAUGUCCACGGCCAAUCUUGAGAAGCUGGAUGAUUUGCAAAGCAGAUUCAACCGAGCCGACAAGUGGUUCUCUGACUUUUCGAAGAAUUUCAGCUUGGAAAUGGUCUACUACAUCAUUGAAAUUACUUCUUCUCCGAUUGAACUUUCAGAGACCAUUGAUGAGACCGAGAGCAUGUUGGAAGGCAUCCGAGAAGCCCUUUUGCUCAAUAUGGCUGAUCUCGACGCCAUUUGCCGUCAUUGA